CUCUUCAUUAGCUCCCCCUUGUCUUCAUUAUAUGCAGUACUAAUUUCCCCCUUUUGUGUUUGUUUGUGCAGAAAUGAAGUUGGAAUCACCUACUACGUUGAUCUUAUGCGGGAAAUCAAGUCCAGAGAACGAAUUAGCCAGGUUUUUGAAGAUCAAUAACACAAUAAAACUUCCAGAUAAUGCUUCGAUAAAUGUUGUUUUGCAUUCGGAGAAUGAAGAACAAGAGAGCUUUCAAAAGGAUGCGUUUCAGAUAGAUUCAUAUAUGAAUUCUCUUUCAACUUCUCGUGUCGGAAGAUUCCUCAUUUACUCUCCCAUAUUACCGACCACACACGAUAUUGUUUCCCAGUGGGCAAUAUUUCUUUUUUUCUUUAAGUAUCUUGUUGUAGACUCAUGCGAAUUCAUUUUAUUCUACAGUGUUAAGUGUUUGGUGUUGAUAAUUUUAACCAUGGCAAGUAAUUUUUGCGAGCUGCCGUUAGGCACAGUAUGUGUUGCUGAUGUGCAGCUCAAAGGCAGAGGUCGGUCAAAGAAUGUGUGGGAGUCGCCGAAGGGAUGCCUAAUGUUUUCAUUUUCAUUACAAAUGGAAGAUGGUCGAGUGGUGCCACUUGUGCAGUAUGUUGUGUGCCUGGCAAUGGCUGAGGCAAUUAAUGAUGUUUGUCUUCGAAAUGGCAUACCACCUCUAAAUGUUAGAAUAAAGUGGCCAAAUGAUCUGUAUUUAGAUGGUCUUAAAGUGGGAGGCAUUUUGUGCACAUCAACAUAUACAUCAAAGAAGUUCAAUGUCAGUGCUGGAAUUGGGGUGAAUGUUAGUAAUGAGAAACCAACAACAUGCUUGAAUGCAGUCAUACAAAGAUUAACCUCUGUUGCUUAUCAACUACAACGAGAAGAUAUCAUGGCAGCUUUCUUCAAUAAAUUUGAGAACUAUUACGAUAUUUUCCAAUCUCAAGGAUUUCAAGCACUUGAGGAAUUGUACUACAAGACAUGGCUGCACAGCGGACAGAGAGUUAUAGUACAGGAAAAGAAAGAAAAUCAGGAUCAAAUUUCAGAGAAUGUAGUUGCCAUCCAGGUGAAUUAACGGAUUACAUGGCCUUAAAAUG
Molecule: messenger RNA, 1091 nt
Organism: Olea europaea var. sylvestris
Lineage: Eukaryota; Viridiplantae; Streptophyta; Magnoliopsida; Lamiales; Oleaceae
Product: biotin--protein ligase 2-like
Exons: 7
Coding region: 74-1069 (331 amino acids)
Biological process (GO): protein modification process
Cellular component (GO): cytoplasm
Molecular function (GO): biotin--[biotin carboxyl-carrier protein] ligase activity
Source: RefSeq, a predicted model, not a curated record